GAGCAGGAGGAAUAUCCCCCAAAAUAUUAAUUCCGCCCCCCCCUCACGUCGUCGCGCUCCAUUUGCGCGUCCGCGACCAGGCGAACCCCCGGGGCGCGAUCGCUCCAUCCACCGCCGCCGGCGACCUCACCACCCCACCCCACCGGAAGCCGCCGGCGGUACCCGCCCCCGCCCGCCGGCCCGCGCGAUCCAUCCGGUGAUUUGCUAUUGUGAGCUAUCUGAGAUUCCAAAUCCAAAAUGAGCACAGCUAAUCGUUAUCAACCCAUCAAGUCGACCAAGCCUGUUAUAGCAGGCAAAACAAGAAAAUUGAAGGAUCUAAUGUUAAAAAGUGACAACCGGAUAUGUGCUGAUUGUAGUGCACCUGAUCCCAAAUGGGCGUCUGCUAAUAUCGGAGUAUUUCUUUGCUUAAAGUGUGGAGAUGUUCAUAGAGCACUUGGACCAGAUGUUUCAAAGGUUUUGUCAGUAACUUUGGAUGAUUGGUCUGAUAGUGAUAUAGAUUCCAUGGUUGAGGUUGGUGGUAACUCAUAUGCAAAUUCCAUUUAUGAGGCUUUUCUUCCAAAAGAUCACCCAAAACCCAAGCCAGAUUCAACUAUGGAAUAUAGAACUAAAUUUAUAAGAGCCAAGUAUGAGACACAAGACUUUUUGAAGCCAAGUUUGCGCAUUACCUCAAAGGGUUCUUUUGAACCGACCAAUUCUGUGAAGAGUGUAAACAGCGGUUUCUCUAGCACUUCAACGAAGCACGUCACUGAAGAUACAAGAGAAUUUGUUGGGGAGCUGAACAUUACAGUGGUAAGAGGUAUUGAGUUGGCCGUCAGAGACAUGCUAACGAGUGAUCCAUAUGUUAUUCUAACACUUGGGGAGCAGACUGCUCAAACCACGGUUAAAAAGAGUGACCUGAAUCCAGUAUGGAAUGAAGUGCUUAAGCUAUCAGUUCCUCGAAAUUAUGGACCUCUAAAACUUCAAGUAUACGACCAUGAUAUGUUCUCUGCUGAUGAUAUCAUGGGGGAAGCGGAGAUAGAUCUUCAACCAAUGAUCACGGCUGCCAUGGCCUUUGGAGAUCCCUCACGCAUCGGUGACAUGCAAAUUGGAAGGUGGUUCAUGACCAGAGACAAUUGUCUGCUGAAAGAUAGCACUGUCAAUGUUGUGUCGGGCAAGGUAAAACAGGAAGUGAACCUAAAGCUGCAGAAUGUAGAAUCAGGUGAAAUGGAGUUAGAAUUGGAAUGGGUUCCAAUACUCUAGAUUAAUAGAUCUCAACUGGUUCUCUGCCUAAAAUUUUCUCAAAGACGCGUCACAUUUGUAAUUUAUGAUGAAUGGCUUCAAAUCCCGUGUACGUACUGAAGCUUUGUCUUCAACAUUUUGGCCACCUGAACGAAAUUUGUAAAAAGUGCCAUUGUAAAAUAUCAUGGUGUAAUCUGUCGGGUGCACCUCACGACCAAUUUUAUUUAUUCUUUAGAGAUUUGCUUUGAACCUGUUGU
Molecule: messenger RNA, 1475 nt
Organism: Oryza brachyantha (malo sina)
Lineage: Eukaryota; Viridiplantae; Streptophyta; Magnoliopsida; Poales; Poaceae
Product: ADP-ribosylation factor GTPase-activating protein AGD12-like
Exons: 9
Coding region: 238-1239 (333 amino acids)
Molecular function (GO): phospholipid binding; GTPase activator activity
Source: RefSeq, a predicted model, not a curated record